GCCGGGCCCCUGCCGGUGUCGUGGGGCGGCGGCGAGGCAGAGCGGCCCCCGGAGGGCAUUUUCCGGAGCCGAGCGGGGCCGGAGAUCCGGCAGGAAAUGGAAGGAUGAAGUGUGCAGCCGAAGCGGUGAUGCUUGUUCUCUCCUCGCUUUCCCCUGCAGGAAUGUAAUCCGCAAUGCUAGUUCUCAGGUUGCUCAAUGUUGUUGCUCCAGCCUACUUCUUGUGCAUCUCCCUAGUGACCUUCGUCCUCCAGAUCUUUCUCUUCAUCCCCAGCAUGUUCAGAGACCCUUCCACCACCUCACUUCUCUCUCCUGCUCUGCUGCAUGGGGCCCUCUUCCUCUUCCUCUCAGCUAAUGCCCUGGGCAACUACGUGCUUGUGAUCCAGAGCUCCCCUGAGGACUUGGGCAAGGGCUUAAACUUGGGUGAAGGAGCCGAAGUGGUGGCAGACUGGCUGGAUGGAAGCAGGUCCCCUGGCUCAGCCUUGCCCAGCACUCACUUCUGUAGACUGUGUGCCAGAGUCACCCAGAGGCAUGACCACCACUGUUUCUUCACAGGGAACUGCAUCGGGAGCAGGAACAUGCGGAACUUCAUCAUGUUCUGCCUCUACACCUCCCUGGCUUGCCUCGACUCCCUGGUGGCAGGCAUGGCUUACAUUUCUGUUGCACUCUCCAUGUCCUUUGCAAAUCCACUGGCCUUCCUCACCCUUCUGCCUCACUCCAUCAGCCAGUUCUUUUCAGGAGCUCUCCUUAGCUCUGAGAUGUUUGUCAUCCUCAUGCUCUACCUUUGGCUUGGGAUCGGCCUGGCCUGUGCUGGCUUCUGCUGCCAUCAGAUGCUGCUGAUCUUACGGGGGCAGACACGGUACCAGCUGCGGAAAGGGAUGGUGGUAAGAGCUCGACCCUGGAGGGAGAACCUGCAAGAGGUCUUUGGGAAGAGGUGGCUACUAGGACUUCUCAUCCCUGUGCUGAAUGUUGGAAAUGACUACCAUAGGCAGAAAGAGAAAUAAAAUCCCAGAGGGUGCGUGUGCAUCUCAUACACACAACACCUUCCCUGUUCUCUCCCACUCUCUCUGAAUCUCUGAAGAGUUGGACUAGUCCAUCUCUCGGGAUUGCAGCCUCUGUGGGAGGAAAGGACUGGCUAACUAACAGAAUAAAUUUAGCAUAUUAACAAGGAGAUCACACACCAUGUAGAUGAAGAGAUACUGCAGCUUAAUAGUCACAUCACUGCACCUGUGUACAUGGCAACAGUCUUUGAACUAGCAGAAAAAUCAGUCAGCCCCUCCUAUGGCUUCCUGCCCAACUUCUCCGGCCCCCAGCUCCCAUCAGCCAGCCUGUACCUUCCCUAAUGAAUUGCAGCAGGAGCUUUCAGAGAGCUUGGGCUGUUGUGGUAGACUGUAAGAACAGGGAGUUCUUUGGGAGGGUUUUGUAGGGUGUCUUUGGCUCUUACAUACCUAAAGCAACUUUAUGAUACUGAGAAGCCUUUAGUGAUAGAACUGCAAUGUAAGUGAGCUACCCUAGGAGCAGGCUGUGCACAUGGCUAGGAAGGUGGAUAGACUUUCUCUCCACAAGCUAGAAAAUCGAGGAGAAAACAAAGAGAAAUCCAAAGUUUCUCCAUUUCUGCACUUGAUAAGUGAGGACUGUAGCUCUGCUACUUAGUUUCAGCUGCCCUUUGCCCAGUGACACAGUCCCAGCAAAGCUGCACUUCUGACAGAGAGCAGCCAGCAGAUAAAUCAUCAUGCGGAGACACAAGGAAAGAAAACCACCAAGGUGACUGAAAAGGCUAUAUCUGAGAAGCUGUACGUCAUGGCAGGCUGAGUGAGAGAGGGGGAAGUGUGCACAUGCACGGAGCCGAGAGGAGGGUGCCAAGAGCCCUGCUGGCGCGCGUGAGCCCUGAUGCAUCACCCUGCCAGACAGGACGCCUGCAUUGUUUGUGCUAUGAAGAGUGGAGACUCCCAGAAGACAGGGAGGUUUUCCAGCUGAUCAGAACACUUCACACUAAAAACAAAACCAAAAAUGUUUACCUCAGACGUCCCUGCCACACCACCUUUAUAGGCUCUCCAGGGCAAUUCCUUCUCGCAUUGCCGCAGAGAGGUAUUUUCAUCCAUGUUCUAACUCCAUUAAGGAGGUUAAUGGAAUUACUACAGGGAUUAAUCAGCCUAAUGAGUCCGUUGGUUUCCAGCAACAGCCCAUGAGAUCAGUGCUGAGAUCCUACACUACCAGGUGCCUUAAGAAAGGAUACCACGACAUCUCUGCCAGGAUCAUAGCACUGGACUCCCCAGCAGCUGUAACAAGAAGCCUGUGUUUUGGCAAACUGCAUCAGCUUCCAUGGGCUGGGUGGGAAGCCAUUGCUUCUCUUUAAUAGUCUGGGAAGUGUGGUGAUAAAGAGUGAAAAGCGAAUUUUCUUCCUCAAAAAAUGCUCUCAGUGCUUUUUGAAACCACACUCUGUUUCAUUCUCAUGUUUCUCACACGGCAGAGCAGAGGCACUCAUUCCUAUAGGCUUUGUAUAUGUCCUUCACAGCUUCAUACUUGUGUACGCGUUUGGAUCAGUAACAAACAAAGUCUAUUGUGAUGAGUGGAGUAAUCAUGGCAAUAUACUGAGACCCUCUCCCAGCUGGAUACUUAAAACAUAUAGUAUAUAAGUUCUUCCACACUAUGUGUGUGUGUGUUCAUACGAAUGCACCACUGUUUCUGUGUAUAAUAUGCUAACAGUGAACAAUAAAAAGUGUUCUGACUUUUUA
Struthio camelus australis is the source of this 2732-nucleotide messenger RNA. Lineage: Eukaryota; Metazoa; Chordata; Aves; Struthioniformes; Struthionidae. The record is from RefSeq and is a predicted model, not a curated record.